GUUUUCUUCGUCGGACACACGCUCCACUCAUCGUGGCGUCCGUGUUUGCCUGAGUCCGGGGACUGGCGUCGUGUGUCUGAGGUGGUGUUGAGGCAAACAUGUCGGUCUCCACGUCCCCGCCUGCCCCGUCGGAGGUUGUUGGUUCGGAGGGCUGUUUCCCCCCUGGAUACAAGCCUUUCAAACCCGAGGAGCACGGCCUGGAACGCGGCUUCCGUCUCACAGCCUUCUCGGACCUGAAGGGAUGAGGCUGCAAGGUCCCGCAGGAGGCUCUGCUCAAACUCCUGGCGGGACUGGAGCCGGACCGGGCUGACGCGACACGGAAGGCCGGUGACCAAGCAUCGGAGUUCGUCCAACAGUUGCCCGGGCCCCGACUCGGUGUGGGGAUGGACUGCUGUGUGAUUCCCCUGAGACAUGGAGGACUCUCACUGGUCCAGACCACAGACUUUUUCUACCCUCUGGUGGAGGAUCCCUACAUGAUGGGCAGGAUAGCUUGUGCUAACGUCCUCAGUGAUCUCUACGCCAUGGGUAUUACAGAAUGUGACAACAUGCUGAUGCUGUUGAGCGUCAGCCAGAAGAUGAAUGACAAGGAUCGUGAGCGAGUAAUGCCGCUGAUGAUUCAAGGGUUUCGUGACGCGGCAGAGGAGGGAGGUACUUCUGUGACGGGUGGCCAGACUGUGAUCAACCCCUGGAUCAUCGUAGGAGGAGUAGCAUCAGUCGUCUGCCAGCCGAACGAGUUCAUCAUGCCGGACGGUGCAGUACCAGGUGACGUCUUGGUCCUGACUAAACCUCUGGGGACACAGGUGGCUGUGAAUGCUCACCAGUGGCUGGAUCAGCCUGAGAGGUGGAACAAGAUCAAACUAGUUGUCACCAAAGAGGAAGUAAAAGAAGCCUAUCAGGAAGCCAUGUUCUCCAUGGGAACGCUAAACCGCACAGCGGCAGGCCUAAUGCACAAGUUCCAGGCCCACGCUGCAACUGACGUGACAGGUUUCGGGUUAUUGGGUCAUGCCAACAACCUGGCGGCACAGCAACGAAAUGAGGUGGCCUUUGUCAUCCACAACCUGCCAAUCAUAGCCAAGAUGACUGCCAUCAGUAAAGCCUGUGGCAACCUUUUCAACCUUAUUCAGGGCACAUCAGCAGAGACUUCUGGUGGGCUGCUGGUGUGUCUACCCCGAGAGCAGGCGGCCAAGUUUUGUUCCGAGAUGAAGAGCCAGAGCUCUGGAGCUGGAGGCUCAGGGGCGUGGAUAAUUGGAAUCGUAGAGAAAGGCGACCGCCAUGCUCGCAUCAUUGACAAGCCCCGCAUUAUCGAGGUUCCACCACGAGGAAGCAAGGCAGCCAAUCAGGACAACAGCUCCACCAGCCCUUCUCCCAGCCCCAAUUUGUCAUAGACACUGUUGCUCCACUGACACUGGUCCUUCAUAUGUGUGCAAGGGUGUGUGUGAUGUUGCUGUCCAUCUUGUCACCUUUUCAAUCAAAUUGCUAAGAGCACAGACAAAAAUCACUUAUCUUUUCCAGUGGGAGAAGACACUAUUGAUCCAUCUUUGGAAGGAAAUAUAAAUCAGGGUGGUAUGCUGUACUCGCCCUCUCAAUCCCAUUUUAUUUAAAUUGGCACUUUUCCUUAAAUCAUGGUGACUUUAUAUAAUUUAUCUGAAGGCAAAAUAAGAAGCUAUUCUUGAGGGAAAUAAUUCCACAUCAAUCUUUCCAAAUUCAGUUAGUGAUGAAAAUUGAGUGUAACUGUGUGUGUGUUUGAAUAUUUUAUGGUGUGACUGGGUUGCUUUGUGGUGGGAAAGUGGAGCAGAGGUUUUUCUUGACUUUUUUGGUAAUGUCAUGUUGAUGAAUGUAUAAUGUGGAUAAAAAAAGGUUCAUUGGCCCCGGCACCUGGCUCUGCCCACACGGCCCAAAGGAAGGCUUGAGCAGCUUCCUUUGGACCAGCUGGGUGGUGCUCAGAAUGUCUGUCUUUGUCAGCUGAUUGGCCGUCCAGCACUAUGUCCCUCCCACCUUUCCUUAUUAAUGAAGUUCUACCUUUUAAACCCCGGCCAGCGGGGACAGGUGGAGUGGAUGUUUGCCUUUGGAUUGUGGUCGGACCUGCUGGAGGUCUUAAGCUGCAUUUGUAGGUUUCCUUUUUAAUAAUCAAUAAAAACCAUCAUCAACUCAGAAUGAAA
Molecule: messenger RNA, 2159 nt
Organism: Pleuronectes platessa (European plaice)
Lineage: Eukaryota; Metazoa; Chordata; Actinopteri; Pleuronectiformes; Pleuronectidae
Gene: sephs3
Product: selenophosphate synthetase 3
Exons: 8
Biological process (GO): L-selenocysteine biosynthetic process
Cellular component (GO): cytoplasm
Molecular function (GO): selenide, water dikinase activity; ATP binding
Source: RefSeq, a predicted model, not a curated record